Molecule: messenger RNA, 1839 nt
Organism: Quercus robur (English oak)
Lineage: Eukaryota; Viridiplantae; Streptophyta; Magnoliopsida; Fagales; Fagaceae
Product: UBP1-associated protein 2B-like
Exons: 2
Coding region: 92-1603 (503 amino acids)
Molecular function (GO): RNA binding
Source: RefSeq, a predicted model, not a curated record
AAGGCCUCAUUGUAUUCAUUCGUGUGUGAAAGUCCUGAAAAAACCUAACCCCUCUCCCUCGCUGAAACUUUGAAACGUAUCAAAGAUUCAAAUGGGCAAGAAGCGCAAAUCAGCCUCCAAAGCCGAAGAAACUUCUUCUUCUAAACCUAAAUUGCUCAAACCCCAACCACCACCACCACCCGCAGAAGAAUCUGAAGAAGAAGAAGAACACGUUGAAUCAGAACCAGAAGAAGUAGAAGCAGAAGAAGAAGAAGAAUCAUCAUCAUCUUCUUCUUCAUCUGAAUCAGAGGAAGAAGAAGAAGAAGCAGCAGCAGCAGAAGUAGAAGAGGAAUCAGAUGACAAAUCUUCUUCUUCAUCAUCAUCAUCAGAAGAAGAAGAAGAAGAAGAGGAAGAGGAAGACGACGAUACGAAGCGAGACAGUAUCAAGAAGCUCCUAGAGCCGUUCGGCAAAGACCAACUCAUCUCAAUCCUCAAAGAAGCCGCGUCGAAAACCCCAUCAAUCAUCGAGCACAUAACCAAGACGGUGGACUCCGACCCAAUCCAGCGCAAAAUCUUCGUCCACGGCCUCGCCUGGGACACCAACUCCGAAACCCUAGCCGCCGCAUUCAAACCCUUCGGCGCAAUCGAGGAGUGCAAGGUCGUCUCCGACAAAAUCACCAACCGAUCCAAAGGCUACGGCUUUAUCCUCUUCAAAACCAGCGCCUCCGCCCGCAAAGCCCUCAAGCAACCCCAGAAGAAAAUCGGCUCCAGAAUGGCGGCCUGCCAGCUCGCCUCCUCCGGCGCCAAUCAGUCCCAGCAGCAGCACCAGCAGCCGCAGUCUCAGCCAGCCCCUGUAAGCGGCCGCCGGCUUUACGUGGCGAAUGUGGGUCCUCACAUUGCUCCGGAGAAGGUCAGGGCCUUUUUCGCCGAGUUUGGCGAGCUCGAAGACGGGCCAGUGGCAUUAGGUGGAUUGGAUAAAGACACAGGUAAGUUCAAAGGAUUUGCUAUACUUGUUUACAAGAGUGCGGAGGGAGUCAAAAAGGCAUUGGAAGAACCUGUGAAAUUCUUCCAAGGUAACAAAUUGCAAUGCUCUGUUGCCACCGAAGGCCGCAGUGUUAAUAAGAAUAAUAACAGUAGCAGUAAUAGUAAUGAUGCCAAGCCCAAUAACGUUGUUGCUACUAGUGUUGCUGGUGUUGCUCCUGCUCUUCCUGUGGCGGCAUUUAACCCGGCAUUGGCUGGUCAAGCUUUUAAUCCUGGUCAAGCAUUUAAUCCCGGCCAAGCGUUUAAUCCCGGGGCGGUUUUUAUGGCCCAAAAUCCAGCUUUAGGGGUUUUGAAUUUGAACCAUGUCGGGUUUGGGUUUCCUGGUGGCGUGUCGCAGCCCUUGAACAGGGUUGGAAAUGCUCCUAAUCCUAUGGGAUUGACUCAACUCGGUGCUGGAGGCUUUGGUGCACAGCCUCCUAUUAAUAGUAUAAGCCCUUCUGUGAUUGGUAGUUAUGGCGCUCAAGCUGCUUUGCAAGGUUUGGGCGCGUAUCAGAGUUCACAAAUGGCUCAAUCUACAGCAGUACCGAGACCCCAAACUGGUACUGGACCCGUUGGAACCAUGCCAUCUUAUUUAGGGCGCUAGGUCUUAAGUCAAAGCCAUGAGACACAACAACAAUGAUUGAUGCUGGGACUCCAAUUAAGGUGAAGCUGAGGUAAAAUGUGAUGUGUUAUUUGCUUUAGGUUGUUAUUGGGCCUUGCAAUGACCUGCCUGUAACUUUGAAGGACUUCUGUGAAAUCAUUUUGACAGUUGCUCUAUGAAUUUAUUGAGCUCUCUCUCUCUUGUAGUGUCAUUUGUUCUAUUAAUAUCUCGUUUGUCUA